AUGUAUGCCAACAACCCCGAUCAAUGUACUCGUUGUGGAAAACAAAACCACUCACAAGCUGACGACGAAUGCCCUGCACGAACCCAGAAAUGCAAGAAAUGCGGAUUAAUCGGUCAUUGGGCUCUGCAGUGUAAAACUGCUCCUGGUAAGUACAGGAGACAAAUCCAAAAUUCUACUCGAAUACCGAAUUACCGGAAACCAACCAACCGAGUAAGGCGGAUUUCUACCGAAAACGAAGAAAAACCAACCAGUUUCAUAUUUGCUAUUGGAGAUGGAGAUGAAUACGUAUGGGUGAAGAUCGGUGGUGUUGUAACACAAAUGCUAAUUGAUUCCGGCAGCAAGAAAAACAUAAUCGAUAAUCAAUCAUGGGAGCAGAUGAAAAAACAAGGUGUUGUUGUACGAAAUGCAACAAAGGAUGUUGAUCAACGUUUUCGAGGCUACGGAAACAAUGCUGAGCCACUACAAGUGAUCGGCAUGUUUGACGCAACGGUAGAGGUACAAAACAGCGAUAGGCCGGUACAAAGCGAGGCUAGAUUCUAUGUAAUCAUGGAUGGAAAUCAACCUCUUCUUGGAAAGGAAACUGCUCGUCAAAUAAAUGUCCUCCGUUUGGGUUUACCAGAACAGCAGAAUAACAUCUUCAAGAUAUCAACGAAAACUCCUUUCCCAAAAAUGAAAGGUAUUAAGCUACGAAUUCCUAUUGACGCGUCGGUUACUCCAGUAGUACAGCAUGCUAGACGACCGCCUAUAGCACUCCUUAGUCGAAUUGAAGACAAGUUAAAACACCUUGAAAAUGCGGAUAUAAUAGAAAGGGUAAACGGCUAUAGCGAUUGGCUCUCACCACUUGUAGUUAUUGUCAAAGACAACGGUGACUUGCGACUGUGUGUUGACAUGCGUUUAGCCAACAAGGCUAUCAAACGUGAAUAUCAUUUGAUGCCAACUAUCGAUGACUUCUUACCACGAUUGAAAACCGCUAAAUAUUUUUCCCGUCUUGAUAUCAAGGAUGCAUUCCAUCAAGUAGAACUUGAUGAAUCUUCACGAUCGAUAACGACUUUCAUAACCCAUCUCGGCAUGUUCAGGUACAAACGAUUGAUGUUCGGGAUUUCAUGUGCACCUGAGAUGUACCAGAAGAUCUUAGAGCAGUUGCUAGCUUCCUGCGACAACUGUAUUAAUUAUAUUGAUGAUAUUGUUGUACAUGGGGCCGAUGAAGAUGAGCAUAAUCGGUGCUUGAAAAAGGUCCUAGAUGUAUUGAAAUCAAGUGAUGUUUUGUUGAAUACUAGCAAAUGCCAGUUUAAAGUAACUGAACUGUCGUUUCUGGGACAUCAUAUCUCGAUCAAAGGAGUCCUACCGGCAGAGAGUAAAGUUGACGCAAUAAAGCAAUUUAGAAAGCCGAACGACGUAGAAGAACUCAGAAGUUUUCUAGGCCUCGUGACGUACGUUGGACGGUUUUUACCGGAUUUGGGAACAGUAGCGACACCUCUUAGAGCAUUAACACAUCAGGGAUCAGAUUUCGUGUGGACAGUUAGUCAGGAAAAAGCCUUCCAGAGUCUGAAAAACAUGAUUUCAGAUGUACAUCAUCUUAAAUUUUUCGACAAUUCCUUGCGUACUAGAGUUGUGGCUGAUGCAUCACCGGUAGCACUUGGGGCAGUGCUCCUACAAUUUCAAGACAAUGACAAUACCAUUCCGAGAGUGAUUUGCUACGCCAGUCGUAGUUUGACAGCUACAGAGCAGCGCUACUGUCAAACAGAGAAGGAAGCUCUAUCUCUCGUGUGGUCAGUAGAGCGUUUUUCUCAAUACUUGAUUGGGCGCAUAUUCGAGCUGGAAACAGACCACAAACCUUUAGAGGCAAUAUUUGCCCCUACAUCCCGCCCAUGUCCAAGAAUUGAACGUUGGGUGCUUCGCCUGCAGUCAUUUACAUUUAAUGUAAAAUAUCGCAAAGGAAAAGCUAACAUCGCCGACCCUUUAUCCCGACUACCAAUUCUGAAAAAUCAGCAAGACGGGGUAGAAAAGGGUGACGAUAAGUUCCUAGUUCUUGCUAUUCUGGAAUCCACCGCUAUCGACGUGGGAGAAGUAGAAGAAGCUUCAAUCGUAGACAGUGAGUUGACGGCCGUUCGUGAAUGCCUCCGCAGUGGUGUAUGGGGCAAACCCGAAAUUCGAGCAUAUGAAGCUUUCCAGCAAGAAUUAGGUAUGGUGGGUGAACUCGUUGUGAGAGGAAACAAACUUGUUAUACCGAUAGCGCUUCGAAAGAGAUUUUUACAACUCGGUCAUGAGGGUCACCCUGGAGAAUCUAGCAUGAAAAAAAGAUUGCGGGAUAGAGUAUGGUGGCCAGGAAUGGACAGGGAAAUAUCGAAAUUUGUAGCUAGCUGUGAAGGAUGUCAACUUGAUGUCGAAACAGCUCUUCCUAAUGAAGAAUUUGCAGACCGAGAUCAACACCAAAAAUAUCACAGCGCCCAACGGGAAAAUGAGCGCAGACAAGCUACUCAAUCUACGAUUGGAGUAGGAGAUAAAGUCCUUAUGCGAAAUCUCACGCCAGACAAUAAAUUGUGCCCUCGUUUUAAUCCGAAUGAAUACACUGUCAUGAAUAAAACGGGAUCACGGUUAACUAUACAGAAUCCGGAAGAUGGACGUAGCUACGAUCGGAAUGCAGCACACGUCAAACGUGUAGAAAUUCCCGAGCCUAGGAUUGAAACGUCAUCUGAUGCCAUGCCAACUGAGGAAAACCCAGCGCCACCUCUAAAGCGAUCUCGCCGUCCUCCCGUGCGAUUGGAAGACUAUGUCCUAGAUGACGAGUUUUGA
Messenger RNA from Uranotaenia lowii, 2793 nucleotides. RefSeq lists its product as uncharacterized. Gene Ontology annotation, molecular function: zinc ion binding; nucleic acid binding. NCBI's taxonomy places the organism in Eukaryota, Metazoa, Arthropoda, Insecta, Diptera, Culicidae. The coding region runs from base 1 to 2793 and encodes 930 amino acids. The transcript has 4 exons. The record is from RefSeq and is a predicted model, not a curated record.